Paramecium pentaurelia is the source of this 1128-nucleotide messenger RNA. NCBI's taxonomy places the organism in Eukaryota, Ciliophora, Oligohymenophorea, Peniculida, Parameciidae. The record is from the annotation of a GenBank genome assembly.
AUGUUAAGAAUAUUUAGUAAAUGUAGAUUCUCAACUCAAAAUUUUUAUUAAUUACUGGGAGUUCGUAGAGAUGCUACUAAUGAGGAAAUAAAAAAACAAUUUCAUAUUUUAGCCAAACAGCACCAUCCUGAUUCACCAAAUGCUAAAGAGAGUGACUAAGUAUAAAUUAAUUUAAAUAAUAGGAAUUGUUUAAAACAAUUGUAGCAGCAUAUAAUACUUUAUCAGAUGAGAAUGAGAGAAAGAAAUAUGAUAGGAUUUUGAUUGAUUAAUAACAAUAAUCUAGUGGGAGAUAGUAGAAUUAAGAAACAAGAACCUAAUAUUCUUAAUAAUAAAGUCAAUAGCAAUAGAGACCUAUAAAUCCAAAUGCUUAAUUUUACUACGAUUUUCGUAAAAAGACAUAAGAUUUUGAGGAGAAAGACUUUCAACGAUAAAGGAAUAAAUAUAUUGAAGACAAUCCAUUAUUCCAUAGUAUGAGAAGAAGUCCAGAAUUAUAUGUAGUGAGUUUGGUGUUGUUUGUGAUAAUGUGGAGAUGGAAUUCACAAAUGAUUGAAGAGAGAUCAUAAUCGAGAUAUUAAUCAUUUCCAGAGGAUCCAGAAUUCAUUAGAGAGAAAGAAAGAGAUUACAAAAAGCGUUAUGGUCAUUCACCUUAUCCAGAUAGACAAAUCUUGUAUAAAGUGACAGAGACUGAAUGCAAGUAAAUAGAUUUAAUGAUAAUAAAGAAAUAUUCCAAUUGAUAUUCUGGAUGAAAUGGAUGAGAGUGGUAGAUACAACUUGGCCCCAUUAUGUUAUGAGAGAUUAGAUAGAUUCAGAUCAGAAUAGGGAGUAUAAGUUAUUUAGGCAAGCCAAGGUUCAGAAGAUACAGUGAACAAAUACUUAAAAUUGUCAAAAAGAGCAUAAAUUAAAAAAUAAAUUGUGGAUGAGGAAGAUGAUGAUGAUGAAGAUGAACAAGACGUCUCAAAAUUAUAUGAAUAGGCAAAGAUCUUCAGAAGAGUAAAAGGUAUAGAAGGAAAUCAUCUAAAUUAGUAAAAUGUGCAAAAACUAUACGAGAAUUAGUAAAAAUAAUAAUAAUAAUAAUAAUAAUAAUAAUAAUAAUAAUAAUAAUAAUAAUAAUAAUAAUAAUAAUAAUGA